AUGUCUCGAUCUACAAAACAGAAGAUCUCGGCAAAGAUCUGCCAUUUACUGUCAUCCCUCGAGUUUAAAAGUCGGCCCAAGGACAAUCCUUUCGAGAGGCUUCCAUCAGAGCUGAUCCUGGCGAUUCUCGCCUCACUCCCCUAUGUGGAUCAAGUCUGCUUCGCGAUCAGCUGCAAGCAUAUCUUUGAAUGUUUUCAGUCCCAUCUGGAGAGGCGUGGAUGGAAAUACUGCAAAAUUCUCCCUCAGCUCAGAGAGCGCAUCAUCAGCGAAAGUUCUGAACUAGGAUUUCGAGCGAAGCUGCUCCUCAGGCUUUGCAGCAAACACUGGAAAUACUUUGAUCACUGCUUCAUCCUUCACCAAAAAUCUGUGUUACCAAAAUUCCUGCUGCUCUGCCAGACUGACCAGCGACCUUGCUUGCCUGACUGUCCAUUUCCUUGCGCACUGAACCACUAUGGGUUCAUCUUCAAGUCUACGGAUUUUUCGACUUGCCCAUGCCGAGUCAUGACUUUCCACCGCACUCUCAAGAUAAAACCACAGUGGAAACCAGAAGCCGCCAGUCCCAAAUUCGAGAAUACGAUGGCUGAGGGUGAUACUAUUUACCUUGGUAGAGCUCCCCCGAUGUGA
Molecule: messenger RNA, 624 nt
Organism: Penicillium oxalicum
Lineage: Eukaryota; Fungi; Ascomycota; Eurotiomycetes; Eurotiales; Aspergillaceae
Exons: 1
Coding region: 1-624 (207 amino acids)
Molecular function (GO): protein binding
Source: RefSeq, a predicted model, not a curated record